Daktulosphaira vitifoliae (grape phylloxera) is the source of this 2554-nucleotide messenger RNA. It is a transcript of the gene Ced-12, whose product is annotated as engulfment and cell motility protein 1. The record is from RefSeq and is a predicted model, not a curated record. Bases 196 to 2376 code for a protein of 726 amino acids. Gene Ontology annotation, biological process: cell motility; actin filament organization. Lineage: Eukaryota; Metazoa; Arthropoda; Insecta; Hemiptera; Phylloxeridae. The transcript is spliced from 9 exons. Gene Ontology annotation, cellular component: plasma membrane.
AAUUGAAAAAAGGAAAUAAAAGAUAUCUUAUUGAUCUUACUAGUAUAAAUAAUUCGUGAAAUAACUUAUAUUAAUUCACAAAUGUAAAGAAUAGUAUUCAAUAGUUUUAAUUUCUAAGUAAUAAAAUCAUGUUACUAAUAAUAUAAAGUAUUGAAUUAGUUUUUGACAUUUUGUGUAUAUAAAAAAUCAGAAAAUAUGCCUUCCUUAGACGCGAAUGUUGUUAAAAUAGCUGUAGAAAUGGAUUCAGAAAAUCCUCAGCUUAAAGAAUUCAAUCAAAAAAUUCCUCUUUCUAAUAUCAUUCAGGACUUAUGUAGUGGUUGGGAUCUUGUUGAACCUGAGCAAUAUGCCCUUAAGUUUUCUGAAAAAACUAAUCAAAAUUAUGUCACUGAAAAAAAUAGAAAUGAAAUUAAAAAUGGUUCAGUUUUAAGACUUGCAUUUUCUCCUUCUAAAAUUGCUUCUGAUAUAUUGCAAACACUUCACCUUGAAGGCAAUGAAGAUAGAAAUGAAAAAACUAUUGCAUUGCAAAAAUUAGCUGAAUCUAGCACUGAUAUAACUUUUGCUUUAGAAUUUAUCAACAAACAAGGAUUGGCCCUCAUCAUAAGUUUAAUUGAAAGAAGUAAAUGUCAAGGAUCAAUGCUAGCAUAUGCACUGGCUUCUUUUGUUGAACUAAUGGACCAUGGAAUUGUUUCUUGGGAUAUCUUAGAGACGCCAUUUAUUAAUAUUGUUGCUAGUUAUAUAAAUAACCAAACAUCUAGACCUCAAGAAGCCAAAGUGGUUCAAUCUUCAUUAUCUAUUUUGGAAAGUAUUGUUCUUAAUAGCUCGGCUAAGUAUGGUCAAGUUGAAAAAGAAGUAGGAUUUCCCAAUCUUGUAUUACGUCUUGAAAAUCAAAAUUCAAUAAUUCAACAAAAUGCGCUCUCAUUAAUAAAUGCUUUAUUUUUAAAAGCUGAUUCUGCCAAACGAAAAAUUAUUGCUGGCACAUUAUGCUCAAAACAAGUUAGAAAUGUCAUUUUACAAAAUAUUAUACAAACAUCAUCUGGUGAAGUUGGAUCUGAAAUGGCUUAUCAACUUUAUGUUAUGCAAACAUUAUGCUUUGGUCUCCUUGAAGAAAGAAUGAACUGUAAAAUGGAUCCACAGGAUCAAGAUGCUCACGAAAAAAUAAAGGAACUACGUAAAAUUGCUUUUGAGCUUGAUACAAUUGGAGGAGGAGAUUCAAAUCGAAGACAAUUAGGACCAAUUACUAAAGAUUAUAAAAAAUUAGGAUUUAAAUAUGAUAUAAAUCCAGCAUUAGAUUUCACAGAAACUCCACCUGGCAUGUUAGCCUUAGAUUGCAUGGUUUAUUUUGCUAGAAAUCAUGUAGAUGCUUAUACAAAAGUAGUUCUUGAAAAUUCAUGUAGGGCUGAUGAACACGAAUGUCCAUUUGGACGAUCAUCUGUAGAAUUAGUUCGUUUAUUAUGCAAUGUAUUACAAAUAGGUGAACUACCUAGUGAACAAACUACAACAUAUCAUCCAAUAUUCUUUAGUCAUGAUCAUCCUUUUCAUGAAUUAUAUUGUGUUUGUAUUAUAUUACUCAAUAAAACAUGGAAAGAAAUGAGAGCAACAACUGAAGAUUUUGUAAAAGUACUUAGUGUUGUCCGUGAACAAAUCACUAGAGCUUUAUCUUCACAACCUGCCAAUUUAGAAAAAUUAAGACAAAAAUUAUCUACUUUAACUUAUUCUGAAAUUACUAAUCUCUGGCAACAAGAACGUACUUCAAGAGAACAAUGGGAAAGCCAUGCUCGCCCUAUAGUUCAGUUGAAAGAAUUAGUUACUCCUGAAAUAGUAAAUCUUAUAAAAAAACAAAGACUUAAUUAUAUGGUGGAUGGAACUAGAUUUACUAAAUAUUCACAACGAGGACAGAGAGUUAAAGAUAAAUUUUGGUUUGUACGGUUAUCACAAAAUCAUAAAGUCUUACAUUAUGGUGAUUGUGAUGAUAAAAGUGUUCCAUCAAUAGAAGAACUCCCUAAUAAAUUGAGUAUUGUUGAUAUCAAAGUCCUACUUACAGGAAAAGAUUGCCCUCAUAUGAUGAAGGAUGCUAAAAGUCGAAAGUCUACACAUCAACUAGCAUUUUCAUUAACUUUAGAUUCUGUAGAAAUGGCAUCUCUUGAUUUUGUGGCUCCAGAUGAAAUGGUGUAUGAUUAUUGGAUUGAUGGUAUUAAUGCCCUACUAGGUAAUAAGAUGACUAGUAAAGAAGCUGAAAAUGACUUAGAAACAUUACUAUCAAUGGAAAUAAAGUUGAGAUUAUUAGAUGCAGAAGGUGUUGGUGUAGACAUUCCUCAAGAUCCUCCACCUGUACCUGAUGAUCCACCUAACUAUGAAUUUUGUUAUGACUUCAAGUAAUUACCAUUAUAUUUUUGUUUUCAUUUAUGUUAAAUUUUGAUAAAUAUUAGUUUACAUCUGUCUCUAUUAUUGAUUUUUUUAUUGUUCCAACUACUGCAACUGCUUCCAACUGUAGAAGACUACCCUGUAAUAAAAUUAUUAGUUUAAAAGAAUAAAAAAAAAUAAUAUUUAUAAAGUA